Messenger RNA from Ilex paraguariensis (yerba mate), 1309 nucleotides. The record is from the annotation of a GenBank genome assembly. Lineage: Eukaryota; Viridiplantae; Streptophyta; Magnoliopsida; Aquifoliales; Aquifoliaceae.
ACUGAUUACACAAUCGAUCAACAAUGGCGGUUUUGCUCAGACGCACAUCAUCAUCAACUUAUCGCAACCUCUCUCUUCUGCUUCGAACGACCCCUCUCCACUCUCGCCACUUCUCAUACUCAGUUUUCUCUCCGAAUCUCCGCAACUCUGCCACUACUCGCAGCCUUCCGAAUUCGCCAGCGAUCAAUUUCCUCCUUGAGAGCCGCAGAGGGUUUGCCAAAGGAAGGAAGCCAAAUAAAGAAGAAGAAGAAGAUUAUGAUGAUAAGGGGAACAGUGUUGGAACUGUGAAUAUUGGUCCUAGUGUUAAGUCAGCUACUGUCUCACAGAUGGAGGCCGCACUUGAGGCAUUGUCACGAGAACUGAGGAAAUUGCGAACUGGAAGGGCAUCGGCUGGUAUGUCGCUGAGUUUGGCUGUCAUUUACGUGCUUUUGAUUUUGGCAAUGGAGUUCGUUGACUCGAAUGUUGGUGAUAUUCAAUUUGCAGGAAUGCUUGACCACAUUAUUGUAGAAACUGGUGGAGUGAAGAUGCCCCUUAGCAGGAUUGCUGUUGUUUCAGUGCUAGAUUCAAAAACCCUUUCAGUUACUCCUUAUGAUCCAAAUGCCCUAAAAGAAUUAGAGAAAGCAAUUAUCUCAUCUCCAUUGGGUAUAAAUCCUAAGAGCGACAACCAACGACUUAUUGCAGCUAUUCCUCCAUUGACAAAGGAGCAUAUGCAGGCUGUGUGUAAAGUGGUGGCUAAAUCAUCUGAAGAUGUGAAGCAAAGUAUAAGAAGAACUCGCCAAAAGGCAUUGGACACAAUUAAGAAAGCUCUGCCCAAGAAGAAGGACAAAGAUAAAGCAGGUUCAAGUUUUUCAGGAGACGAUGCAAAAAGAUUGGAAAAAGAAAUCGAUGAUUUGACCAAGAAGUUUAUCAAAUCAGCAGAAGAUAUGUGCAAGGCAAAGGAAAAGGAAAUCACUCAAGGCUGAGCAUCAGUCUUCUGGUAUUCCAGAUUUUUCAUGAAACCCUCCUUUUGUCUCUUUUUGAGGACCUUAACAAAUCUUCAGAUGAGAGAGAAAACAGCAUAUCAGAAGUAGAAUUGUUGUAGCCAACCCCAAAUAGUUGGGAUAAGGAUUUUUUGAGUUGAGUUAAAGAAAAAGAAGCAUAGCGUAACAGUGAGGUGAAUGUAUGUUUUUGAGGGUGAAAUGGGAGUUAUCAGGUGUGAAGUUAUUAACCCCAAUACGCAUCAUAUCUGCUGCAAAUAUUUGGUAUGCUGCUAGUGUAAUGAACCCCAUUCAUUUGCUUGGGAAUAAGAUCCUGCUGGGCCUUGCUGCUG